CCGUGGAGGAGGCAUCACGCGCGCCGCUCUCCCCAGCCUCCCGUCCGAACGCCUGGCUCGCCCGCGCGCCCUUCCGUGUCGCAUUUGCACGCCUCGUCGCGGUGCCGUCGGAGGCCGGAGGUGACUCGCCUCCUGCGGGAGUGGCAGAAACUGGAUUUUGUUGAGAAACGUGCUCGCCUGGAAGGUUGGUUCUGAGGAAAUAUUGGUCCCGAAUCCAGAUAGAAUAUAAGGUCUGACAAACGUCCAGUGCUCGUGAUUGGAAAGGAUGGGUGGGCGGCCCUGAGGACGCGGCUCCCGUGGAGGGCGAGGCAUGGCUCGGCCCCUGACGCGGCCACAGCUCGCUUUGCUCUCGCCCGCGGAGGAGCCUCUCGACGCCCCGGACCGGCGGCCUUUGUAGGUGGUGUGAGCUCGCCCUUUCGCAGCAUGAGGGCGGCCUGGAUAUGGGUGGGCGUGGUGGUGGUGGGCGUGCUAGUUGUCGUGGGCGAGGGCGAGGCGCGGGGCGAGAUGCCCCAGAGGACGCCCACCAUCAACACUAAGUACGGGCAGCUGCGGGGCUUCUACCGCAACGUGAGUGGGUACGGAUUGCGGGUUGCCACGUACCUGGGCGUGCCCUACGCCACCCCGCCCGUGGGCGCCAACCGCUUCAGCCCCACCCGCACGCUGUCCCAGUGGGUCGGGCUCCACGAGGCGUCCAACUUCGGGCCGGCGUGCCCCCAGCGCCUGCCCGACAUCAGCAACGAGACGGCGGCGCUGCAGAAGAUGUCCCGCGGGCGCCUCAACACCCUCAAGUAUUACCUCCCGGUGCUCAGGAGGCAGAGUGAGGACUGCCUCUACCUCAACCUCUACGUCCCGGAUGCAGCAGCGCGUUACACAAUCAUUGGAUUCGGUAAGUUUACAAUGUAUAGCCAAAGAAGUCGAGCGAAUGAGUCAAGACAAGAGGAUGGAAGAGCACAAGAAGAAUAG
Messenger RNA from Penaeus vannamei (Pacific white shrimp), 963 nucleotides. The record is from RefSeq and is a predicted model, not a curated record. NCBI's taxonomy places the organism in Eukaryota, Metazoa, Arthropoda, Malacostraca, Decapoda, Penaeidae.